Molecule: messenger RNA, 7082 nt
Organism: Tupaia belangeri chinensis (Chinese tree shrew)
Lineage: Eukaryota; Metazoa; Chordata; Mammalia; Scandentia; Tupaiidae
Gene: INTS1
Product: integrator complex subunit 1
Exons: 48
Coding region: 88-6750 (2220 amino acids)
Biological process (GO): U2 snRNA 3'-end processing
Cellular component (GO): integrator complex
Source: RefSeq, a predicted model, not a curated record
CCCGUAGAGCCGCCCCGCCCAGCGCCCGGGCCUGCUGGUCCCCAGUCCAGUGCGGGAGGGGAAGAGAGCGAGUGAAUGAGUGAAUGAAUGAAUGAGUUCACGCUGGCCUCCCCGCAGGUGACGCAGCAGCUGGGAGCUGCGAGAGGCAGAGGCAGGAUGAACAGGGCCAAGCCCACCACCGUCCGGCGGCCCAGCGCUGCGGCCAAACCUUCAGGGCAUCCCCCACCAGGAGACUUCAUUGCUCUGGGCUCAAAGAGUCAGGCCAGUGAGUCAAAAACAGCGUCCACUCUGCUGAAGCCAGCCCCGUCUGGCCUGCCUUCGGAGCGCAAGCGGGAUGCUACGGCUGCUUUGUCUGGCUCUUCGGCUCUGACUGGUCUCACCAAACGCCCCAAACUCUCCUCCACACCACCUCUGAGUGCCCUGGGACGCCUGGCUGAAGCUGCAGUGGCAGAAAAACGAGCCAUUUCUCCCUCAAUUAAAGAACCAUCCGUGGUGCCAAUCGAAGUUCUCCCCACAGUACUGCUGGAUGAGAUAGAAGCCGCUGAGCUAGAGGGCAAUGAUGACAGGAUUGAGGGAGUGCUGUGCGGGGCGGUGAAGCAGCUGAAGGUCACCCGGGCCAAGCCAGACGGCACUCUGUACCUGAGCCUCAUGUACCUGGCCAAGAUCAAGCCCAACAUCUUUGCCACAGAGGGUGUCAUUGAGGCUCUUUGCAGCCUCCUGCGGAGGGAUGCCUCCAUCAACUUCAAGGCCAAGGGGAACAGUCUGGUGUCCGUGCUGGCCUGUAAUCUUCUCAUGGCCGCGUACGAGGAGGACGAGAACUGGCCCGAGAUCUUUGUCAAGGUAUACAUCGAGGACUCCCUAGGGGAGCGGAUCUGGGUGGACAGCCCUCACUGCAAGACAUUUGUGGACAACAUCCAGACGGCGUUUAACACCAAGAUGCCCCCCAAGAGCAUGCUGCUGCAGGGGGAGGUGGGGCGCAGUGGGGGGGACCUCGGUGCUGGGAGCAGCCCUCACCCCUCCCUCACAGAGGAGGAGGACAGCCAGACAGAGCUGCUGAUCGCGGAGGAGAAGCUGAGCCCCGAGCAGGAGGGCCAGCUCAUGCCCAGGCCUAGGUACGAUGACCUCACAGAGAGUGUGGAGGAAUAUGUUCUAGACAUGCUCCGGGACCAGCUCAACCGGCGCCAGCCCAUUGACAAUGUCUCGAGGAACCUCCUGCGGCUUCUCACCUCCACCUGUGGCUAUAAGGAGGUGCGGCUGAUGGCAGUGCAGAAGUUGGAGAUGUGGCUACAGAACCCCAAGCUGACUAGGCCAGCCCAAGACCUGCUCAUGUCCGUGUGCAUGAAUUGCAACACGCACGGCUCGGAGGACAUGGAUGUCAUUUCUCACCUGAUCAAGAUCCGCCUCAAGCCCAAGGUUCUCCUGAACCACUACAUGCUGUGUGUCAGGGAGCUGCUGAGCGCUCACAAGGACAACUUGGGCACAACCAUUAAGUUUGUGAUCUUCAAUGAACUUUCCAAUGCCCGGAACCCAAACAACAUGCAGAUCCUCUACACUGUGCUGCAGCACAGCUCGGAGCUGGCACCCAAGUUCCUGGCCAUGGUGUUCCAGGACCUCCUGACCAACAAGGAUGACUACCUGCGAGCCUCACGGGCCCUGCUCCGGGAAAUCAUCAAGCAGACCAAGCACGAGAUCAAUUUCCAGGCCUUCUGCCUCGGGCUCAUGCAGGAGCGCAAAGAGCCCCAGUACCUGGACAUGGAGUUCAAGGAGCGGUUUGUGGUCCACAUUACAGACGUGCUGGCCGUGUCCAUGAUGCUGGGCAUCACGGCUCAGGUGAAGGAGGCUGGUGUUGCCUGGGACAAAGGAGAAAAGAGGAAUCUCGAAGUGCUGCGCUCGUUCCAGAACCAGAUCGCUGCGAUCCAGCGGGAUGCUGUUUGGUGGCUUCACACAGUGGUCCCUUCCAUCAGCAAACUCGCCCCCAAGGACUACGUGCACUGCCUCCACAAGGUGCUCUUCACAGAGCAGCCGGAGACCUACUACAAGUGGGACAACUGGCCUCCUGAGAGUGACCGCAACUUCUUCCUGCGCCUCUGCUCAGAGGUCCCCAUUCUGGAGGACACACUGAUGCGCAUCCUAGUCAUCGGACUGUCUCGGGAGCUCCCGCUCGGCCCUGCAGACGCCAUGGAGCUCGCUGACCACCUGGUGAAGCGUGCUGCAGCCGUGCAGGCGGAUGAUGUGGAAGUGCUCAAGGUGGAGAGAAUCCAGUUGAUCGAUGCUGUACUGAACCUGUGCACCUACCAUCAUCCGGAGAACAUCCAGCUCCCACCUGGAUACCAGCCUCCGAACCUGGCCAUCUCGACCCUCUACUGGAAGGCCUGGCCCCUCCUGCUGGUGGUCGCCGCGUUCAACCCCGAGAACAUCGGCCUGGCUGCCUGGGAGGAGUACCCCACCCUGAAGAUGCUCAUGGAAAUGGUAAUGACCAAUAACUACUCCUACCCCCCGUGCACCCUGACGGAUGAGGAAACCCGGACAGAGAUGAUUAAUCGAGAGUUGCAGAUCUCCCAGCGAGAGAAGCAGGAAAUCCUGGCAUUUGAGGGACAUCUGGCUGCUGCAUCCACGAAGCAGACUAUCACUGAGAGCAGCAGCCUCCUUCUGUCUCAGCUCACCAGCCUGGACCCCCAAGGGCCCCCCCGGAGGCCUCCCCCUCACAUCCUAGAUCAGGUAAAAGGCCUCAACCAGUCCCUCCGCCUUGGACACCUCCUGUGUCGCAGUCGCAACCCUGACUUCCUCCUCAACAUCAUCCAGAGGCAGGCCUCCUCACAGUCCAUGCCCUGGCUGGCGGACCUGGUGCAGUCCAGCGAGGGCUCCCUGGACGUGCUGCCCGUGCAGUGCCUGUGCGAGUUCCUGCUGCACGAUGCUGCUGACGAUGCCACCUCCGGGGAGGAGGAGGAUGAGGGCGAGAGCAGAGAGCAGAAGGCCAAGAAGCGGCAGAGGCAGCAGAAGCAGCGGCAGCUGUUGGGCCGCCUGCAGGACCUGCUACUGGGCCCAAAGGCUGACGAGCAGACCACGUGCGAGGUGCUUGACUACUUCCUGCGGCGCCUGGGCUCCUCCCAGGUGGCCUCCCGGGUGCUGGCCAUGAAGGGCUUGUCACUGGUGCUUUCGGAGGGCAGCCUACGGGAUGGGGAAGAGAAAGAACCCCCCCUGGAAGAGGAUUCAGGGGAUGCCGACAUGCUGCAGGGCUACCAGUGGCUGCUGAGGGAUCUGCCCAGGCUGCCUCUGUUUGACAGCGUGAGGACCACCACCGCCCUGGCACUGCAGCAGGCCAUCCACAUGGAGACCGACCCACAGACCAUCAGCGCCUACCUGGUCUACCUGUCCCAGCACACACCUGUGGAGGAACAAGGCCAGCACAGCGACCUGGCCCUGGAUGUGGCUCGGCUCGUUGUGGAGCGUUCCACCAUCAUGUCACACCUCUUCUCGAAGCUGUCCUGCAGUGCUGCUUCAGAUGCUGUGCUAGGUGCCCUGCUGUCCAUCUUUUCCCGCUAUGUGAGGCGCAUGCGCAAGAGCAAGGAGGGGGAAGAAGUCUACAGCUGGUCGGAGUCUCAGGACCAGGUCUUCCUGCGCUGGACAAGUGGGGAGACCGCAACCAUGCACAUCCUCGUGGUGCACGCCAUGGUCAUCCUCCUUACACUGGGCCCACCCCGAGCUGGUGAUGGCGAGUUCCAUGCGUUGUUGGACAUCUGGUUUCCGGAGAAGAAACCCCUGCCCACUGCCUUCCUGGUGGACACGUCUGAGGAGGCGCUGCUGCUGCCCGACUGGUUGAAGUUGCGCAUGAUUCGCUCAGAGGUCCCACGCCUGGUGGAUGCUGCCCUGCAGGACCUGGAGCCCCAACAGCUGCUGCUCUUCGUGCAGUCCUUUGGCAUCCCCGUGUCCAGCAUGAGCAAGCUUCUCCAGUACCUAGACCAGGCUGUGGCCCAUGACCCCCAGACCCUGGAGCAGAACAUCAUGGAUAAGAAUUACAUGGCCCACCUGGUGGAGGUUCAGCACGAGAGAGGUGCUUCUGGAGGCCAGACCUUCCAUUCCCUGCUCACAGCUUCCCUGCCACCCCGGCGAGAUAGUGUUGAAGCACCAAAACCAAAAAGCAGCCCAGAGCUCCCACCAGGACAGGGGAGGAUUCGAGCUGGGACUCAGGUCCGGGUCCUCGGCCCCGAGGAUGACUUGGCUGGCAUGUUCCUGCAGAUCUUCCCACUGAGUCCUGACCCACGCUGGCAGAGCUCCAGCCCCCGCCCCAUUGCCCUCGCACUGCAGCAGGCCCUGGGCCAGGAGCUGGCCCGAGUUCGCCAGGGGAACCCCGAGGUACCAGGCAUCACGGUGCGCUUCCUGCAAGCCAUCGCCACCCUGCUCAGCUCCCCGCACAGUGGCGCCCUGGUGAUGUCCAUGCACCGUAACCACUUCCUUUCCUGCCCACUGAUGCGUCAGCUCUACCAGUACCAGCGCUGUGUACCCCAGGACACUGGCUUCUCCUCGCUCUUCCUUAAAGUGCUCAUGCAGAUCCUGCAGUGGCUGGACAGCCCCGCCGUGGAGGAUGGGCCACUCCGGGCCCAGCUCAAACUGUUUGCCACCCAGUACUCUGCCAGACGCAGGAUCAGUGAUGACUUUCCCACAGUGCGAAGUGGGCUCCUGCACCUGGCCGAGGCGCUGGCCUUCCAUCGGGACCUGGAGGUGGUCAACUCCACAGUACGGGCUGUCAUCGCCACUCUGCGGUCCGGGGAGAAGUGCAGUGUGGAGCCGGAGCUGGUCAGCAAAGUCCUGCGGGGGCUGAUCGAGGUGAGGUCUCCCCACCUGGAGGAGCUACUGGCCGCCCUCUUCUCUGCCACCACGGAUGCCGCCGCCUCGUUUCCAGCCUCGAAGCCCAUCGUGGUGGUGAGCUCCCUGCUGCUACAGGAGAAGGAGGAGCCCCAGGGCUCGGGAAGGCAGGACGCGGAUGGCAGCAGCCUGGAGACAGUGCGGCUGGGACCCUCGUCAGGGCUCCUGGUGGACUGGCUGGAGAUGCUGGACCCCGAGGUGGUCAGCAGCUGCCCUGACCUGCAGCAGAGGCUGCUCUUCUCCCGAAGGAAGAGCAAAGGACACGCCCAGGUGCCAUCAUUCCGCCCCUACCUCCUGGCCCUCUUCACGCACCAGUCCAGCUGGUCCACGCUGCACCAGUGCAUCCGUGUCCUGUUGGGCAAGAGCCGGGAGCAGAGGUUUGACCCUUCUGCCUCCCUGGAUUUCCUCUGGGCUUGCAUCCACGUUCCUCGGAUCUGGCAGGGCAGGGAUCAACGCACCCCACAGAAGCGCCGGGAGGAGCUGGUGCUGCGGGUCCAGGCCUCAGAACUCCUUAGCCUGGUGGAGCUGAUCCUGGCUGAGGCAGAGAGCAGAAGCCAGGACGGGGAUGCUGCCGCCUGCACCCUCAUCCAGGCCCGGCUACCCCUGCUACUCAGUUGCUGCCGUGGAGAUAACGAGAGUGUCAAGAAAGUGACAGAGUACUUGACGGGUUGCAUCCAGCAGCGGGGAGACAGCGUGCUGGGCAGACGCUGCCGAGACCUGCUUUUGCAGCUCUACUUGCAGCGGCCCGAGCUCCGAGUGCCUGUGCCUGACGUCCUACUGCACAGUGAAGGGGCCACCAGCAGCAGCAUCUGCAAGCUUGACGGUCUCAUUCACCGCUUUAUCACUCUCCUCGCGGACACCAGUGACUCCCGGUCAUCAGAGAACCGAGUGGCAGACGCCAACAUGGCCUGUCGGAAGCUGGCUGUGGCCCACCCCCUCCUGCUACUCAGGCACCUGCCCAUGAUCGCUGCUCUCCUGCAUGGCCGCACCCACCUCAACUUCCAGGAGUUCCGGCAGCAGAAUCACCUGACCUUUUUCCUCCACGUGCUGGGAGUGCUGGAGCUGCUGCAGCCGCAGGUGUUCCAGGAUGAGCACCAGGGGGCACUGUGGGACUGCCUGCUGUCCUUCAUCCGCCUGCUCCUGAAUUACAGGAAGUCCUCCCGUCACCUAGCCCCCUUCAUCAACAAGUUUGUGCAGUUCAUCCACAAGUACAUCACCUGCAAUGCCUCAGCGGCAGUCUCCUUCCUGCAGAAGCACGCCGACCCGCUCCAUGACCUGUCCUUUGAUAACAGUGACCUAGUGAUGCUGAAGUCCCUCCUUGCAGGGCUUAGUCUCCCCAGCAGGGAUGGCAGAGCCGACCGAGGCCUGGACGAGGAGGGUGAGGAUGAGAGCCCAGCUGGCUCCCUGCCCCUGGUCAGUGUUUCCCUCUUCACCCCUCUGACCGCAGCUGAGAUGGCCCCCUACAUGAAGAGGCUGUCCCGAGGUCAGACUGUCGAGGAUCUGUUGGAGGUGCUGAGCGACAUAGACGAGAUGUCCCGGCGGAGACCUGAGAUCCUGGGCUUCUUCUCGACCAACUUGCAGCGACUGAUGAGCUCUCCUGAGGAGUCCUGCCGCAACCUGGCUUUCAGCCUGGCCCUGCGCUCCAUCCAGAACAACCCCAGCAUUGCUGCCGACUUCCUGCCCACGUUCAUGUACUGCCUAGGCAGCCGGGACUUUGAGGUGGUGCAGACAGCCCUCAGGAACCUGCCCGAGUAUACCCUCCUCUGCCAAGAGCACGCAGCUGUGCUGCUGCACCGGGCCUUCCUAGUGGGCAUGUACGGCCAGGUGGACACCAGCGCCCAGAUCUCCGAGGCCCUGAAGAUCCUGCACAUGGAGGCCGUGAUGUGAACCUGUAGCUGCCUUGAUCUCUUGGCAUGUUGACUGGGGUCCCAAGGCCAAGCUCAGGAGGCCUGGUCCGCCGGAGUCUCACCUGAGAGGAGGGAAAAGGUGCUGAGCCGCGCAUGGCUGGGCAGGACGAGGCCCAGAGCAGAACCCAGAGCCUACAGCAGUGGCUUCUGGGCCGCCUAGUGUGGGGAUGGCAAUCUGCCAAGGCCUCACUGCCACCUUUCAGUCACCACAGAGUGACAGGGGACACAGCCUAGUGGCCAGGAGGCUGUCAUCCCGAUGAGGGGGAGCAAAGGACUGGCUUUAAAUGAAACAUUCUGAGUUCCCUGUGUCGA